CUACCAGGUGUAUGUAAACUUUUUGCCCCGACUGUACAUUUACAGAACCAAAUGGCAACGUUGUGGAAGGAAUGCACUUCAGCUCUUUUCCUCUGAAUUAGAUCACUCCGAAACUUUAAAGCAUACAUGUGUAUAAUACAUAUGCACAUGUACAGUGUACAGAGUAUGUAUGCUACUAAUUAGCCCUGCUGGGAAUUACAAAUUAAUUGCGUAAACUUACCGGUUAUUGAUUUUGCAGCAUUGCGCAUAAUUUGGCAUGCUUUAUUAUCCCUGUGUGAAAUUGGGUUACCAUAACAGCAGUUGUCAAUCCUCCAACAGGUAAAGAAUAAACUAAAAGGUUUGAUGUGUUACGGAAACAUAAAAUUACACAAGUUGAUUGCUUCGUCUUUUUCCUUUCAUUCUUGUGUUUUAAAGUACAUUGUACAUUUUAUGUCAACAUUAUUGUCAUGGUAUUUCUCAACUUGAGGGGAUGAAAUAUUGUACUGUACAUGUACAUUAAGCACUUUGAAGAAAAACGCCUUUUUCAUUUUUUGUUGUGAGUAGUGUUAAAUUUUCUCUGUGCCAAAUGCUCAAGGAAAGUAGGCAGUUUUUUGGGGGGGUCAUGAGUGGUCAUUUACAAUGUACAUGUACAGUUUAACUAAGGCAGCAUUUUACUGGCAAACGGGCAAUAUCCUAUAAAUGUAUUCAUGCAUUUUCUAAUUCCAGACUAAUUUUCGACUUCCAGCACUACAUGUACUCAUAGCAUUUUCUUGCAUGAAUGUAAUAGUACACGCAGUACCCAUCAAUACCACAAGAGUAAUAUUUUUUUUGCUACAGAUGGAUAACGGAUGUACCAUACUCUACAAUACAUGCACUGGUAUUCCUUGGCAAGGCAGGCCAUAGACACCUUAUGAAUAGAAUUUGUUUGCUGUUAACAGCUGAAUAAAGGCUUGCAGCUGCCAGCAAUUUGAUUGGCUGGUUGUGGGGGUGUGUCAGAGGCUAGGCAAUAGUAGGUAAACAGAAUGAUUUGCAUAAAUUUUCUGGAUUAAACUGGUGCGGGUUCUGGAGUGCAGUGUACAUGGAGGACUAGUGGACAGACACUACUGGUACAUGUAUACAACGUACAGUGUAGUACACAUCGACAUGUGUACUGUGCGGCUGUGCACGUAGUCAUCUGUUCAUGUACACAGGUGGAGCUCUUUGUUUUGCAGUUGAAGUUUAGGAAGACUGAUUAUCGUUCUUGGGGUUUAACAAUGUACAGAACAAAAAGUGGGAAGGUACUACUAUAAGGAUCGUAGAAACCAAAGCAACCCGUCUUACCAACAUGUUGAAGGCCCAGGCAUCACGCACCUUGCAACUGAGGCAUCUCUGUGGCCGGUCAAGUGGCCACCGAAUCAGCCGAGCUGUACUUGACUCGAGGGGUUCAUUCACUCGCUACGUCACCGUCAGGACAUCUACGAGUCAAUAUGGCAGCGGCAAUCCCAGUGACUCCUCAGCGAACACGACCACUAUGCAUGGCAGGAGAAGCUCAUAUUCAACAGUGUCUCCUAAAAAGCUCCAAGUGGAGAAGGUGCCAAUCAACAAAGUCUUGGUGGCCAACAGAGGGGAAAUUGCUAUACGUGUUUUCCGAGCUUGCACCGAGCUGGGCAUCAGGACAGUAGCCAUCUACUCUGAGCAGGACAAAGGUAACAUGCAUCGUGGGAAGGCGGAUGAAGCUUACCUUGUAGGGGCGGGGCUUCCUCCAGUGCAGGCGUACCUGGACAUCCCAGAUAUCAUUCGUGUGGCAAGGGAAAACGACGUUGAAGCGAUCCACCCGGGCUAUGGCUUCUUAUCUGAGCGAGCAGAUUUUGCCCAGGCAGUUUUAGACGCUGGUAUCCGGUUCAUUGGUCCCUCGCCGGACGUGGUGCACAAGAUGGGGGACAAGGUUGAGGCUCGUGCAAUUGCCAUGGCUGCAGGUGUUCCUGUAGUCCCGGGCACCGACGGACCGGUGAAAACCAAGGAAGAAGUCAAAGCGUUUGUGGAGGAGUUUGGCCUUCCCAUCAUGCUUAAGGCGGCAUACGGAGGGGGCGGUAGAGGCAUGAGGGUUGUUAGAAACAUGGAGGACGUUGAAGAAAAUUUUGAGCGUGCCACGUCGGAAGCCCUCGCAGCCUUUGGUGAUGGGUCCAUGUUCAUCGAGCGAUUCAUUGAGCGACCCAGGCACAUCGAGGUGCAGAUUCUUGGUGACAAAUAUGGCAAUGCUAUUCAUUUGUACGAGCGGGACUGCUCCGUCCAGCGUCGCCACCAGAAGCUGAUUGAGAUAGCACCGGCCCCCCUGCUGGACCCCAUGCUCCGGAACCGCAUGACCGCCGACGCGGUCAAACUGGCCAACUACGUGGGCUACGAGAACGCAGGCACGGUGGAGUUCCUGCUGGACCAGUAUGGUCGGCAUUACUUCAUUGAGGUCAACGCCCGGCUGCAGGUGGAGCACACAGUAACAGAGGAAGUGACAGGAAUUGAUUUGGUGCAGUCGCAGAUCAAGAUUGCUGAGGGCAGUUCCUUACCUGAAUUGGGCCUAGCCCAAGAUGACAUUCAGAUCCAAUGUAGUGCCAUGCAGUGCAGAAUCACCACCGAGGACCCAGCUAAGAACUUCCAGCCGGACAUGGGAAGAAUCGAGGUGUUUCGUAGCGGUGAGGGCAUGGGCAUUAGGAUUGAUAGCGCUUCGGCAUUUGCUGGUGCCUGGGUCUCCCCCCACUAUGAUUCCCUCCUUGUUAAGAUCAUCGCCAGCGCUCGGGACCACCAGAGUGCUGUAGCCAAGAUGUUGAGGGCACUGGCUGAGUUCCGAAUCCGAGGGGUCAAGACCAACAUUCCCUUCCUACAGAAUGUCCUGACCCACAAGCAGUUUGUCACGGGCCAGGUGGACACCUACUUCAUUGACGACAACCCCUCCCUGACCACGCUGUUCAAGCCCAGCCAGAACCGGGCUCAGAAGCUGCUGCAUUACUUUGCCAACCUGCUGGUCAACGGGGCGUCCACCCCUCUUGCCACGGGGCUCCGGCCAGCCGCAGGAGAGGCUCCAGUCCCUCCCGUGCCCUUCGGAGUGCCACCUCCUCCCGGCUUCAGGGAUAUUCUCCUCAAAGAAGGGCCCGAGGCGUUUGCCCGAGCAAUCCGCCAGCACAAGGGCCUGCUUCUGAUGGACACCACCUUCCGUGACGCUCACCAGUCGCUGCUUGCCACCCGGGUGCGGACGUACGACCUGAAGAACAUAUCGCCGUUUGUGGCCCACAACUUCAGCAACCUGUGCAGUAUUGAGAACUGGGGAGGCGCGACAUUUGACGUGGCUAUGCGGUUCCUCCAUGAGUGCCCGUGGGACCGGCUAGAGACACUCCGAGAGCUCAUCCCCAAUAUACCAUUCCAAAUGUUACUGCGUGGAGCCAAUGCAGUCGGCUACACCAGCUACCCUGAUAACGUUGUAUUCAAAUUCUGUGAGCUCGCCCACAGGCACGGCAUGGACAUCUUCCGCGUGUUUGACUCCCUCAACUACCUGCCCAACAUGAUCCUUGGCAUCGACGCGGUGGGGGCAUCGGGGGGUGUGGUGGAAGCAGCCAUCAGCUACAGCGGGGACGUGUCAGAUCCCAGCAAGACCAAGUACACCAUGGACUACUACCUCAAGCUGGCCGAUGAGCUGGUCAAGGCCGGCACGCACAUCUUGUGCAUAAAGGAUAUGGCCGGACUGUUGAAGCCCAAGGCGGCCACCAUGCUCAUCGGUGCCCUACGAGACAAGUACCCGGACAUGCCCAUCCACAUACACACACACGACACCUCAGGCGCCGGUGUGGCGGCCAUGUUGACAGCCGCUGACGCAGGGGCCGACGUUGUUGACGUUGCUGUGGACACCAUGUCAGGGAUGACCUCCCAACCCAGCAUGGGUGCCCUGGUGGCAGCAUGUGAAGGCACUGAAAAGGAUACAGGCAUCCCACUGGAUCAAGUCUUCAAGUACAGUGCCUACUGGGAGAUUGCCCGGCAGUUCUAUGGCCCCUUCGAGUGUGCAGUGACCAUGAAGAGCGGCAAUGCGGACAUCUAUCGGAACGAGAUCCCUGGCGGCCAGUACACCAACCUGCAGUUCCAGGCCUUCAGCCUGGGGCUGGGUCAUCAGUUCGAGGAGGUGAAGAAGUCCUACGUGGAGGCCAACCGGUUGCUGGGGGAUCUCAUCAAGGUGACUCCGUCCUCCAAAGUGGUCGGAGAUCUGGCUCAGUUUAUGGUCCAGAAUAAACUGGACGGGACCAGCCUGGUUGAGAAGGCCGAGGACCUCUCCUUCCCGACCUCCGUGGUGGAGUUCAUGCAGGGGUACCUGGGCCAGCCGUACGGGGGUUUCCCUGAACCGCUCAGGUCAAAGAUAAUUAAGGACAUGCCAAGAAUUGAGGGCCGUCCAGGGGAGUCUCUUCCACCCCUUGACUUCGACAAACUCCACACGGACCUUGUCGAAAAACACGGCCCCAACGUCCGGGAGGUGGACAUGGUCAGCUCAGCGCUCUACCCGAAGGUCUUUGAUGACUUCAUGGAAUUCCGGAAGGUCUAUGGUCCGGUGGAGACCCUGGGCACGAGGCUGUUCCUCGUUGGCCCACACAUUGCCGAAGAGUUCGAUGUGCAAAUUGAGAAAGGGAAGAGGCUACACGUGAAGAUGCUGGCCAUGGGAGAGCUGCAGGAAAAAACAGGAGAGAGGGAGGUGUUCUUUGAGCUCAAUGGCCAACUCCGAUCAGUACUUAUGAAGGACAAGCUAGCCAUGAAGGAGAUGCACAUUCACCCCAAGGCCACGCCCCACGUCAAGGGGUCCGUGGGCUCACCCAUGAACGGCCAGAUCAUAGACGUCCGGGUGGAGGUGGGCGACCGGGUGGAGAAGGGCGCCCCCGUGGUCAUCCUGAGCGCCAUGAAGAUGGAGAUGGUGGUCAGCGCACCUGUGUCGGGGACGGUCAAGGCACUGCACGCCCGCAAGGGUCUAGCAGUGGAAGGGGACGACUUACUGGUCGAGAUCGAGUAAUGGCAUGGAGAGGCAAGGUAAGGAACCAUCUCACAACUCGUCUUGGACAAAUUGCCGACAAGUUGGAGGUGGAACCAUUCGCUUCACUCGCAAGGAGCUCUGCAUUUGUCACAGAUAAGUUCAGAAUACAUUUUCAUUGACAACUCGGCAACCGUGAACGGACUGCAAAAAAUGGUAAUGUUAAAGCCAGUACUACUCAGCUUUUUGGCAGUGGAAAUGUUGAAGAGGACCAGCGUCAGAAAGAUUACAAUUUGCUGAUUCACUGCCGUAAAAGGUUCAACCCAGCUCUGUGGGGUUAACAUGAAAUGCUAAAAAGUAUUCUCCUACAUUCAUAAAAUAAGUUGGAAAUUGUUGACUGUCUACCAGUGUUGUAUUCAAGUCCAUCAUGAGUCCUGUUUUAAAUCCCUUCACAAGGUCAGUCACAAGUCCCUUCACAAGGCCAGUCAUAAGUAACAGGGUGAACAGUGACAAAAGAAUGCUUUUGUCACAUACAUGUAGCUUGUGAACUGGCUUAAGACAGAAUAACUUGUGAUAGACUUACAGGGACUUGUGAUGGACUUGGAAUACUGCUGUCCACUUUUGAUCUGAGUCCCAUUUAAGUGGUUACUUUAGGAUUGCUUUUGAAGAAGUAGUUUUUUCAGCAUGAUUCAUGUAACUUAAUAUUAUCCUUUAAAAAGCUGGACUCUCCUGUGCUGAUUUGUUGAACUCAUAUCAACAACUGUUUGACGGAAAUGUAACCUUGCGUAGCGAGGUAAUUAUUGCAAGGCAUGUACAUGUAUAUUGCUUUUAAUUUGCUCAUGUUUUAUUGCUGCAUGUGUUGGCAGACAACUCAGAAGGCAUCUCAGUUGAAGGCAUUAUCUUAAGAGGAACCAAGAAACUGAAGGCAGAUUAAGUUCGUGUGCUACAUCUGCUCUUUCUAACUAUUCCUGAGAGACUUGUGGUAUAUGUUCAACCAGGGCAGACGUGCUACAGGGUCAGUACGUGCUAUUCGGUGUUUCCUCGUCCUAGCCACUGGACUUUCAACAUUGCCAAAUAAAAAGCAUAGAUCCUUCUUUGUAUGUUUAUGCACCGUAACAAUUAUUGGAUUGAUAGCAUUUGUCAGCUUACAAAUGCAGCAUGGUUUGAGGGUGGAUAGGAGAGGUUACCUUCCUGUGGUAACGAAAGUUGAAGCACCGAGGUCUGCUGACUUUGACUGUCCUCCCAAAAGAUAAAUCACUUUUAUUUGUUUCACCAUAUCUCAUAAGUGUUCACUUUCCAGUACAGUAUGGGGCAUCAUUUAAAACGUUGAUCAACGUUUACAUGUGCUGCCAUCUUUUCCUGUGUACAUGUUGCCACGGUGAUGCUUGUUAAGUCAGGUGAUAGAUUGACAGCUUCAUACAGUGCAUGAGUGGUAAGCCAUUCCCAUUAACAGUUGACUGUACUUGUGUAUUGGACUUGUGAAUCCUUGUGUACGUCUGGUAAGCAGGGAAAAAGCAACUGGCACAUGAUGGUGAAUGGACCACUGAGAACUUGCCUCUGGUCUAUGAAUAUGUAUGAGGUAAGGUAAUAUUGAAAGCUUAACCUUCCCCAAGUAGUUGUGACUUCUGAGACUACAUCUGAUUCCGAACCUUGUGUAUGGAGCUACGUGUACUGGUGCAUUUAGUCCAGGUCUUUGCCCUGUGUAGAUUUGUGAGCAUGAACUGAUAGUUGAUGUAAUAACGCUUGAAGCUUGCUUUUGAUGUGGUCGAAAUACGAGCAACUGAUUGAAACCAACAAGUAUUAUCAUGACUUCAGGACUUAAGACCCACACCGUUAAUUUUCACAUGUGCUAUCAUAGGUACUAUACAAAGGGAGUGUCCUAGUGCUAAGUGAGAGAGAGUUGAAAGCCUCAGGUUGUGUUAACAAGUAGAGAAAUCUAAGCUACGGUGACACGUCAAACUACCAGGAUACCUUGAAAGACUGAUUUUAUCAAACUGUGAACAGUUUGCUUUCUUUGAAGUUCAGAAGAAGAAAAAGCAACAGCAAUCCCCUUUGCUGUCAUAUUUAUGUAUACAUCUAGAAUGUCGUUUUGCCCGAUGGAUAUGUUUUAAAGUGCUUUUGGUUCGCACUUGUAGGGCAGAAUACUCAAUGGGCAACCAGAGCCAAAGAUCAGUAAUAUUGUACUAAAAUACAUGUGUCUCACAUGUAUCUUGAUUUUUUGCUUUAUCUUUAUCAUAAUCUUUAUUACAAACAGGUAUCUACAUUUUAUAUUACUGGUUAUGUUGGAGGGUACCAGUACUUUUUGUGACAUGAAUAAGUUUCUUUGGAGUGUAUGUUGCCUAAUUUUGUGCCAGCCAUCAAGGUGCAGAUUACAUUUUGGUGUAAAUACAUGUAGUAAUUCAUUUGAAACCUUGUAGAUUUUUUUAAAUGGGAAUGUGCUUGGCUGGUCGGGCAUUUAGUCACGUCCAUUCUCCUAAGCCAGUCUUAAACAUUAGUUUAAUACUGACCAAGUAAGUAUUUGUUUCCCAUUCAUAAACAGUUUUAGUUAAAGAGUCAUCAGAAGUCAAUAUGUAUACAAUAUAAAUUUCCAAAGAUUUUGUUCAAGAAUUUUACUUUUAUGUUCCCCAAUACACCCGUCCAUUUUAUGGUGUGUUCCUUGGAUGUGCAAGUAGUCUAUUUCACUUGCCUUAUAUGGACUUGAUGUGUGGGUGGCGAGUUCUGCAUACUGCAGCGCACACAGACUCUUAACCAAUAGGAAUGGAUUAAACUGUCUCAUAUCCAGGUGAGAGCUCAUUUUUGCACCGUGGGCAUUAUCAAAUCGCCGCAGGUGUUCUUUGUUGAAUAAGGAAACUGUUCUAACCCCCAUUUCAGACAGGCGUUCUAGGGUCGCGGCGAACCAAAUAGAAUUGAGAGUGACUCGGGUCGACCUAAUUUAAUAUUGGGUUUUGGCAGAUGGACAUAAUACACAUGUACAAGCAUUUGUAUUGGGUUCUGCCCAUGAAGAGCAACGUCUGAAAUCAAGUCGUUCUGGUGUCGUUUUGAGCGCCUCCAAGUAUCGAUCUUUCACCUGCGAGCACAUCUCGUCCCUCUUUGCUGUUUCAGACAGCAAUUUUUUGCCACACUUAAUUCAAAAUUUGCUUUUAAUUUGGUUUGGUGCGACUCUGGUACGCCUGUCAGAAACACGGGUAAGGUAUUUAUGAAUGAAUGUUAACAACCGUGUUAAGGAAAGUGAGGUCAGAACUGCAAAGCUUUUGAAGAGCAAACUGGUGAAUGUUUGUCUAUUCACCAGAACUGGUUGAUUGAGCAGACUGAAAAAUGGAGUCCAACCCUAACCUUCCCCAACCACACAGAAUUAAACAGUAGUAAAGUGUUUAAUUCUGUGGG
This is a messenger RNA of Acanthaster planci (crown-of-thorns starfish), 8335 nucleotides long. RefSeq names its product pyruvate carboxylase (gene pc). Gene Ontology annotation, cellular component: cytoplasm. Gene Ontology annotation, biological process: gluconeogenesis; pyruvate metabolic process. Gene Ontology annotation, molecular function: metal ion binding; ATP binding; pyruvate carboxylase activity. NCBI's taxonomy places the organism in Eukaryota, Metazoa, Echinodermata, Asteroidea, Valvatida, Acanthasteridae. The record is from RefSeq and is a predicted model, not a curated record.